This is a messenger RNA of Panthera uncia (snow leopard), 7548 nucleotides long. It is a transcript of the gene RIMKLB, whose product is annotated as ribosomal modification protein rimK like family member B. Gene Ontology annotation, biological process: protein modification process. Bases 549 to 1709 code for a protein of 386 amino acids. Gene Ontology annotation, cellular component: cytoplasm. The transcript is spliced from 6 exons. Gene Ontology annotation, molecular function: ATP binding; metal ion binding; ligase activity, forming carbon-nitrogen bonds. The record is from RefSeq and is a predicted model, not a curated record. NCBI's taxonomy places the organism in Eukaryota, Metazoa, Chordata, Mammalia, Carnivora, Felidae.
UCCUCUGCACGCGGGCGGGCGGCGCGCGGCGCCUCGGUCUGGGGGAGCGCGGGGCGGUCUCCGCCGGCGUCGCGCGCGCUGUGUGUGAGCGGGGUUGCGCGCGCGCGCGCGCACUACAGGCGAGUGAGGGAGCGAGGAGCGGCCGGGUGUGAGAGUGUGUUUGGGGGUGGGGGCGAGUGUGUGUGUGUGUGUGUGUGUGUGUGUGUGGGAGUGUGUGUGGGAGUGUGUGUGGGAGUGCGUGGGAGUGGGGGUGAGGGACAGCCAGACCGACCGCGAGGCUGUGAGAAAGUGGGCGAGUGUGCGAGGGUGCCCGGCCUGGCUGCGGGAGCCGCGGUGGCGGAGGAGAAAGGAGGCGGCUCCCGGCAUCCCGACCCCCUCCCCCUCCUCUCCUUCUCGGACUUCCAGCCAGCCUGCCCGGCAGCCCGCGGUUCCCUCGGAGGCCCCAGCCCGGCUCCGCUGGCCGAGAGCGAGGGAGGAGCCGCCGGAGCCAGAAAGAAUCGUCAUUCAGGAGGAAAUAAUCCAGGAAAAGGAAGAACAAGCAGAUCAAGAUGUGUAGCUCUGUGGCGGCCAAGUUGUGGUUUUUGACCGAUCGUCGAAUCAGGGAAGACUAUCCCCAAAAAGAGAUUUUACGAGCAUUAAAGGCCAAAUGUUGUGAGGAGGAACUGGACUUCAGGGCUGUGGUGAUGGAUGAAGUAGUACUGACAAUCGAGCAAGGAAACUUGGGUCUACGGAUCAAUGGAGAACUAAUUACUGCCUACCCCCAGGUGGUGGUAGUGAGAGUACCAACCCCUUGGGUGCAGAGUGAUAGUGACAUCACUGUUUUGCGCCAUCUAGAGAAGAUGGGAUGCCGGUUGAUGAACCGACCUCAAGCCAUCCUGAACUGUGUUAAUAAGUUCUGGACAUUUCAAGAGUUGGCGGGCCAUGGUGUUCCUCUGCCAGAUACUUUCUCUUAUGGUGGUCAUGAGAAUUUUGCUAAAAUGAUCGAUGAAGCAGAAGUACUGGAGUUUCCAAUGGUAGUGAAGAAUACGCGGGGUCAUAGAGGCAAAGCUGUUUUCUUGGCUCGAGAUAAGCACCAUUUGGCUGAUCUAAGCCAUCUUAUUCGCCAUGAAGCUCCAUACCUGUUCCAGAAGUACGUUAAAGAGUCUCAUGGACGGGAUGUGCGUGUCAUUGUUGUGGGAGGCCGUGUGGUUGGCACCAUGUUACGUUGUUCAACGGAUGGAAGGAUGCAAAGUAACUGCUCACUAGGUGGUGUGGGGAUGAUGUGCUCCUUGAGUGAACAAGGGAAGCAGCUAGCUAUCCAGGUGUCUAAUAUCCUGGGGAUGGAUGUGUGUGGCAUUGACCUAUUGAUGAAAGAUGACGGCUCCUUCUGUGUCUGCGAGGCCAAUGCAAAUGUAGGUUUCAUCGCCUUUGAUAAGGCUUGUAAUCUAGAUGUAGCUGGUAUCAUAGCGGACUAUGCCGCCUCCCUCCUGCCCUCUGGCCGGCUCACCCGGCGUAUGUCCCUGCUCUCCGUGGUGUCCACGGCCAGUGAGACUAGUGAGCCGGAGCUGGGUCCCCCAGCCAGCACUGCUGUCGACAACAUGAGCGCAAGUUCCAGCUCUGUUGACAGCGACCCUGAAAGCACGGAGCGAGAGCUACUCACCAAGCUCCCAGGGGGCCUAUUCAACAUGAACCAGCUGCUAGCCAAUGAAAUCAAACUCCUGGUGGAGUGACUCCACCGGUAAAUAAUUAACCAACAAAACCCUUGUAAAACUCACUUUCUUUUUCUUCUUUUUUUCCCCUUUCUUUCUUUCCUUUUUUUUUUUUUAAACCAACUUGCAAUGCUGUUCAUGGAAGGUACUCAGGAAGAUGAGAAAAUUGAGUAGGAUUAGUUAGGAGAGAAGACAGGGGAGAGAGAUAGACCUCUGCUAUUAAGAUGUUACUGACUUGUUUACGGAUAGUGCAGAUAGGCAGAAGAGGUGAGCUACAGAAACACAUCAGGCUCUUAUAGUUAACCUUUUAAAUCACUCAAAAAUGUGUAUGCUCUCAGACCAUCAAGAACACACAGUUUUUUUUCAUGGUCCCUUGCUUUUGCUUUUGUAUAGUUGCUACAAAAUUGAGAAUAGGAUAACUUCACAUUGUGUUGCAAAGAUUUGUGAUGAGCGAGGAAAAUAAUCAACCUAAAUUAUAGGAAUUUUUUUAUACAAGUCUGAAAAUUCUGCCUUUACCAUAUUAACUAGCAACUUUAUGUCCGUAGUUUAUGAAAUCUUGAAGAGCUAUUUUGCUGGGAUUUAUAAUUUUUGUGCUUCGGUUUUUCCCUUCAUUUGGGUGGGAGGGCAGUAUUAAUAUAACCCAAUAAAGGUUUUUUCUAAUGACAAAAUUGGCAUUUUUGCAUGAUAAAAGGGAAAUGAACAGUAUUGCAAUGUCUGGUACACAAGGUGACAUUUACUCCAAUGUAGAUAAAAUUACACUAGUUUAAAAUAUGUGCAUUGACUUGUAUUUGUUAGUGUUUUAAUCUUUUUUGAAAGAUAUAUGCUCUGUUAAUGUUGCAGUUUUUUUUAAUACAUGCUAGUCUAACAUUCCCUGAUCUAUGCCUGCAUCUUUAACAAUGGCCAAAGUGAAGAAAGUGCUACCUUUUUUGUUAACAAGACACUGACUUGAAACAUGUGCAUUUAAAGCCUUUUAUUUUUUCCUUUUUUUCUUUUGGUGGUUGGGCAUUUAAAGUAUAAGGACAAGGAAAAAUAUUUUUGGGGGGCAAAUCAAGGGUCUAUAAGUUCUUUAGUAUAAAGCUGAAGUGAUUUAUAAUACCAGCAUUAUAUAUUUGCAUUUUUCACAUUUUAGGAGGGAGUAUAUAUGUGUGUGUGUGCACGCAUGCAUGUGUAUGUGUUUUGCUUUUUGUUUCACCAAACAAUCAAAAAAGAUAGAUUCUAGAAAAUGGAGCAUGAUGGGGAAACAGUUUCUACUUUAAAAAACAGAUAAGUUGUUUUAAUAACUAUACUCCACUGGGGUAGAGGUACUCACUAAAGACAUAAAGAGAAUAGAUGCUUCUUAGGCCUUUUUAUGUAUAUGUAUGUUGUUUGGUUUUUUCUUUGGUUCUAGACUGUUCAGUGUAUGAUUUAUUCAAGGCUACAUGCUUUUCUAUGCUUCUGGCUGUGCAUUUUCUCCUAUUACAUGUAGGUUUGAGGGUGGGGUGGACUGGACAUUUUUGUUUGGGGACUUACUUAGCAGUAUUAAGUCUCUUAUAGCCCAACUCUGAAGCCUUCAAUACUGUCCAUUCUUUAUAUUCCUUUAAUUUCUGAAUUUAUAAGAUCCCCAAAAUGGCAUAUAAUACGAGCCUUUGAAACAGGGGUAAAUCUAUUUGAAUAAUGGGUUUGGAAGGUGUGUUAAGAAAUGGAGAUGCUCCAGAGCUCAACGUAAUUUUUUUAAACAGCAAGUUCCAUCUCACUACAAUCCUCUGAAGCUUUUACCCGAGUCCUUUCUUGCCUCUCCAGUGCUUUUUUUCCUUCAGAUGGACCUUAAACAUAAUAUCUUGGACACUACUAGAGAGACUUCGAGGCAAUAAUAAAAGAUCAGUAUUAACCAGCUCUAACAGAGGUUUGAUCAUGCUUGUACAGUUUUUCCCCGUUUUAAAAAGGAAUGUAAUAAAAGUUGUUUUUUUCCAUAGAAUUAAAUAAUAUUAAAAUUGAGUGAAAGGUUGAUUGUUGACAAAUAGAAUAGUACCUCUAAUCUGUGCAGUGUCUCAUUUCACCUCAGAAAAAGAUAAUAAGAGGAUUUUCUAAUUUAUUUUAGGAUAUUCUAAUCUCCUAUAAAAGAAUUUGACUUGCAUAGAGUUAUUGUGGGCCUUACAUACAUAUAUAAGUACCUCUGUCUCAUUAACAAAAAGAAAUACAUGGUACUUCUUUCACUGAAUGACCAUAGGAGGAUGCAUAAUAUUUGGGAUAGAGAGAUAAAUGAGGGAGAAAGAACUGCUUAAUUAAGUCAUUAUUCAUAUGUUUGUGUAGAGACCAUCUGGUUGUCACAUAAAUUAUGACACAUUAAAUAGUUACAUAUAACAUGUAUAUAGAUUUAUGAAUUUUAUAAAUAGAACACCCUCUCUAUUUGAUGAAAAACUCAGGGUUUAUGUUGGGUUGGAUAAGGCACUAGGAAAAACGUAGAUAGACUUUAAAUUUUUUUUUACCAAACUAACCAACUAUAUCAUAAGAAUUAUCUGAGAUUAUUUCACCUUUAGUUUUAUUCACUACUGAUUGAUCUUUUGUGCAUUCACAGUAUAUUAAAACAUAGCUUUACCAACCUAUUUCUGGAUCAUACACUCACAUAUUAAAAGGAAAAGGGUAGGAAUGGUCAUCUUAGACUUUAAAACAUGGGUAUCUUCUUGAACUCACUCAAAAAUUAAGGUAAAGAAUAUGAACAGAUCAUUCUGGAAGAACCCAAAUGAAACAUCCCAGAUAUUGAAGUGAAAGUUAAAUAUAUUUUCUUAUUGUUUAACAACUUUUGUAUUAUCAUUGCUAUUAUGAGAGGUAAAAAUGUAUAUUUAUCAAAUAUGUAUAAGUCUUAUCAUGCCCAAAUCUGAAUUAUUGUAAAAUUGUGUAUUGUUAAAAUUGUAAUUCUUAAUUGUAUUUUAAAAGUAAUUCUGAUAUUGUUUUUAUGUUACCUGUGAUGAAAACUGGACUAUGCACACACAUACACACACAUACACAAAUAUGAACGAUUCCAUUUAAAAUUUUUAAUAGUUUUUUUUCUUUUUUUGGUGCCUAAUAAUUGAUUGGUCAUUUCUGCUGGCUUUUACUCCACUGAACUUUGAAAUCUUUCUGUAUAUGCUAUCAAUAAGAAAAUAUGCUGGAACAUUAGAAAAAUCCAUCAAGAGACUUGCUUUCAUCAAGCACUUUAUCAGACUUUUGAGAAGGUAUCGAAGGCAUUGAAAGAAGUAAUUGACUUUCAAAAUCAUCUCUUCUUUUUCUCAAGAAGAAAACGAUGGAAAAACAAAAUCUCUUCAUUCAGUGAAUCCCCAGUUUGGGGUCUGGGGAGCUUAGAGACGUUGUGAAAUCAAAUCUUGUGUUACAUUUUUCUCCUGGCUCACUCUUUUUGAGAAGGUUUAUGGGCUAUAUGGCUGGUGAGACACGAUCCCCUCCUAAGAAAAUGUAGGUGCUCAGACAGGUAACCUCUGCUGCUACUGUUUUUAUUUGUUUGUUUGUUUGUUUAAUUUCAUUUAAAAUUUGUUUUUGUUGUAUUAGGAUAUCUUAAAAUGUAAUAUAUUGCAGGAUUUAUAACCAGGUUCACUGCUUUCUUUCUUUUUUUUUCUUAAAAAAAAAAACAAAACAAAGUUUCAUUUAAGAUACAUUUAGGCGCCUUUGAAGCUUGGAUUUUGGAAUGUUUCAGUAGUGGACAGAAAUCUGCUGUUGGAAUCUUCUAGUCUUCCAGGUUUAAUUUGAAAUGUUUUUAGUUUUGUUUUGGAUUUUUGUGUGGUAUUUUAUUUCCUUUAUCAGUGCCCUUUUGCCAUGCUGUUUUGGGGUGGCUGCCUAACUCUAGUGAAAAUUCUUUCUAUAUUAACGAAAGUUUGGUGUUUUAAAUUCCUUAAUGUUUUGCAUUUUUAAAAAUUGUUUUUAAAGAAAUAUUCUAACUGCUUGCACUGUUACUGUUCUUUGCCAGCCUUUUCAGGAGCCAAAAAAACAAAAACAAACAAACAAAAAAAUACCCAGAGAAAAAACUUUCCUUCUUCCCCCUUCCUGAUGAUGAGUGAGAAGUAUUGAGAACUUUCGGGGUCAGUGCCCUUCUAAACUCCCCUUCCCCCAAUAAUGCAGCUGUAUAAUGAAUGGUAAAUGCAGCGGUUUGGAUUCAGGCACAGCCCCAGCCUGCUUGCAGGUAAUUUGACUCUCCUUUCUUUCCAUCGCAAGGCUAACCUUACUUUCUUUUUAAAAAAUUUUCUUUCUUUAUGUACUUUAACGGCAACUGUGGGUUUGUAAAAACUCUUGUUAAAAAAAAAAGAAACAAAACGCAUAUCUAACAGAUAAUUUGAUUAAAGAAGAACUUUUGGGGGUAAAGUUUGAGUUGGUUGGGAUGAACUCAGGACUUUGGGGAUUUACUUUAGCCAUUUAGAUAACUCCAUUCCUUGCAUAUAUGUCUAUAAUUAAGUAUUUCAGAGUGUGACUUUUUUGGCUUUGUUUUUGUUUUGGGUUUGUUUGUUUCUUCCAUUGUGCUACUCUGGCUUAAGCUUUUUCAGGGGUUGGUGUUCCGAAUACAGUGAGCUCACAGUAUAAAGACAUCAAUUAGGAGUUGCCAGGUAUGGAAAACUAGAGUUUUGAAAAGGUAAAAUUAGGUUCUAGGUUAUAUAUAUGGUAAAAACUCAUCAUAGUUUUGAGUUGGUCUUAGUGCUUCUCUUUCUGUGACAUCAUUAUAAAAGUGAAAAGGAAUGACGAGACAAAGAUAAUAGAAAGCAUUUCAGUUAUUUAAGGAACAGUGUGAUCUCAGAACUAAUCAUUUUAGCAUUUCUAAGAUGCUAGUUCUAACAAAGAAGAUAGAUGUGAGCAGCUUGAGGUUAUCAUAAUGGUUUAAACAGUAAAAAAUUACACAUUUGCAAAGAUCGGAGGGCAUUUCUGAAGCACAAAUCAUUAAGCACAUUAACCAAGGCUAUAAAACAAACUUAGUGGCAGGAAUAGGAGUUAUCCAUUUUAAUAGCCUUCCCAUUAGCUUAUGUAGUAGCCUCUUCUCUGUCUACCCCAGUCCACCUACCCUUUCCUCCUUUCUCCUGUCUUUCCUAAAUUUUUAGUUCUAAUAUGAGUUAUUAUCAUUGGGGAGAAAAAUCCUCUUUCUCCUAGACAGUGGUCAGGAACUUUUCAAGAUAUACUUCUGCGUAAUUUUAUUCUGUGGCUUUAGACGUAUAUCCGACGAGGCUUUAAGUUCACUAGUUAGCUAAUAGGAAAAUCCUGGCUUGUAAUGCAUUCUACAGCUGAAGGCAUAAAAUAAAUCAUUAACCUGUUUUGUGCUUCAGUUCACCCAUAAUCAGAUAGGACCAGUCUCUCCCCUAAACAUCUUAAGAGAAAAGUAUUUAUCUGUUGAACUGAAAUUUACUAACAAUGGAAUCCCAGCUGCCUCCUGCAGGAAUUUGUGAUAUAUACUUAAAAAGGCUUGUACCAGAGAACUUUGUUCUCUUGCUGUAAGAAUGGCCAGCAUUAGAAUGUGUGGACUGUGUGAUUGCAUGGGACGUGGAGAAUUUAACAGUCUCCAUUCUGUUAUCCCCAUGAAGAUCACUGACUUGUUAAGAAUGAUCUUGCUUUCAGAUUUCACUAUAUACAAACUUACUAGCUGGGCCUUAUAUAGCGUAUAUACCUGGCUGCUGUUGUGGGGUUUGGGAACAUGAGGGGUGGGGUGAAUUGUUGUUGUUUUAGGUUUCAGUCAGACAGACAUCACUGUGCCCCAGUUCCCAGAAGCACAGCAGGCCUCUAGGAGCAUCCGUGGGAACGGCGCAGUCCUGACAUCACCAACUCUCCUGCUCAGGCUCAUCCCAUAUACAGAGGUCAAAGGGUGGGGUUUGAGAUCGGGGGAAGGAAUGAGAAAGUAGAAACAAUGUUGCUGCAG